UUUUCAAUAUACUCCGCCUCUCGAUAUUUCAUGAACUAGGCCUACGUGUGCUAUAUGAGGUGUAAAAACCCCUAUCACAUCUCACGUUGCGACGGCUUCUGUCCGAGUUUACAGUACGUGUACCAUAGGUGUGGUCACUGGCAAUUUUCUGCACUUUUUCUCUUUCUUGCAUAAAAUAAGAAUUUCAAUAAGAAAAUACCAAUAAACUUAUGUUUUAUGGUGAAUGAACACCAUAAAAACCUAAUUUUGUAUGAAAGAAACGUAGAAGACACAAAUUUUCUCAGUUUCAAAGCAACAUUUUAUCUGAAAUACGCCAAAAUAACUUGAAAACGUGAAAGUGACGUCGGAUAUUUCACCAUCAAAAGCAACAUCCGGGCACCAUGGGAGUGGAAGUACAUGCAUUUACACGCAACGUGUACAUGUAGGAGCUGAUUAUGAAAUUUGGACUGUCUACUUCAUAAAGACAUCGUUUCCACACUGCAACAGUUAGAUUUUGCAAUUUGAAAGAAAGAAACACGUUUGAAAAUGCCUAGAAGGAUCAGUGAAAGUGCUGAAGAUGUUUGUGAUGUCUGCAGUGAAGCCAUCACAAUUUUUGCCAUCGGGAAAUGUGAUCACCCCGUAUGUUUGCGAUGUUCGACAAGGCUGAGAGUACUUAUUGAUGACAUGACCUGCCCGAUCUGUCGAACAGAACUACCACAGGUUGUGUUCUUAAAGUCAAGGAAGUUGUUUGAAAAGGUACUUUGGCAGAAGUUCAAGUUUAUCCGGAAGUAUACCAUUUACUUUGAAGAUCCAGCAGUGGAAGAUGUUUUUAAGAAACUUCUUGAACAUCAAUGUCCGUUGUGUCCAGACCGGCCUCCAGAUCGAGGAUUCAUGCAAAUGAAAACGCACAUGAGUAAAGAGCAUUCACUCUACUAUUGUGAUAUUUGUGUGGAACACUUGAAGGUGUUCUCUGGUGAGCGGCGCUAUUAUAGUCGACCAGAGCUCGCUCGACAUCGACGGGUUGGCGAUGCCAAUGAUACAUCACACAAAGGUCACCCUCUCUGUGAAUUCUGUGAUGAGAGAUACCUCGACAAUGAUGAACUGCUGCGCCAUCUCAGGAAGGAACAUUAUUACUGUCAUUUCUGUGAUCAAGACGGCUCAAACCAAUACUACAGUGACUAUGAAGUCCUCAGGGAACACUUCCUCAAACAGCACUACCUUUGUCAGGAAGAAGACUGUGCCAGAGCUCAGUUCACCAAUGCAUUCAAGUCACUGAUUGAUUUGAAAGGACAUCAAGCUCAUCAACAUGCCGGGGGACUAAAGAAAGGCCAAAUAAAACAAAAUCGCCAUCUCGACAUUGAAAUCAAUCUGGCACCCAGGGGACAUAUUAAUAAGUCUGGUCGCAGAGAAAGAGGUAUGGUCACUGGUGAUGAUUUUGAUGAAGUUGGCAAAGGCAGAGGUCGUGGGCGAGGUCAAGGAGGCGAGCGUGGGCGAGGCAGUUACCGCCAUGACCGGCGAGCAAGAAGAGAUGAUGAUGAUGAUGAUGAUGUACGGCGAGGCAUUGCAGCAUCUCUUGCCGAGAAUCAGAAACCUGAAGGUGGCGGUGCAGCGUCCGAACCAGAUCCAGACCCUCUCCAGGUGACCAGUUAUUCAGAUGACUUCCCAACAAUCGGUGCCUCAGCUAGUAAUGCUCCAGUUCCACUAGGUGGCAGUACUAUGGCUAACAGAUUCGCUCGUGAUAACAAAAUGUCGGUAAAGGAAUCAGGAGAAGUUGAUGACUUUCCAGAACUUCCCACCAGUCGUGAGUUGCAGCAGCAUGCAAAAAAGGUCCCAGUGCAUGGUCCUAAGGUUUGGGAAUUCACCCAUACGCCUGAAACUAAGAAAGCACCAAGUGUAGGCAUUCAGAAUGCGAGUAAAAAGAAACCUGGUGGGAUGGACUUCAAAGUGCCCAAGGAAGCUCAGAUAGUUGAGAAAGUGGAAGAGUUCCCUGCCUUACCAAGUUCAGGUAAGAGUGAACCAGCUAGGCAAGUGACUGCACCACCUCAGAGACCAACACCAGCUCCUGCCAAACCAGUGUCAAAACCAGAGUUGCCAUUCAACCAACCACCUCUUGCUGUUGUGGCUGCUAAACCAGCGAAUGUGUACAGCACCAAACCAACAUUGUCAUCGAUAGGUAACCUGUUAACAAGUGGUGAAAAACCCAGGGGAAAUGUGGCCGCUGUUGGAAAAUCAAGGACAUACAUCUCCUCUGGAAAUACACCCAGCCUGGCCAGUGAUUCAGACUUUCCCUCCUUAGGUGGUGGUUACCAAGCAACCAAAGUAGACUCCUGGGUCGCCAAUGCAAAAGAUCCUGUCCAGCCGUCGCCAAAUAUCAGUCUGAUUCAGAGUAAAACUAAAGACUUUCCUGAACCUGCCAGCAAUACCAAGCAAGCUACUGUGCAGAGUUACAAUACAAAUGCAUUCAAGGACGAUGAAGACUUCCCUAGUCUUGGUGGAGGUGGUGUUCAAAUGCCAGCCACAUGGGUGACACAAGGCAAAGUAAGCAAUAGAAUUAAACAGAAACCUUUAAAUGUGAAACCUGUAGUGACUGCAGGCCAAAGGCAGAAGGCUGCUGCUGCUGCUAAACCAAAGAAAAACGAAGGUCCUCCACCAUCCAACUUAGAGGGGCUCUUGUCCACUCCUGAUCCUGUGAAACCACAGCAAAAUGCGAUUGCUGAGGACAGCGAGUUCAUCACUGUUGUCAGUAAACCCAAGAAGAAACCCGAGCCGGAGGUUGCCACGGAGACCAAGCAAGGCAAGAAAAAGAAGAAGAAGAAAGGAAAGGGGAAUAAAGAUGCGAAAGAGGAGGGGAAGGAGAAUUCGGAUGAUUUAGUGAUUGGCUAUGCAUUGGCCACAUUGGAGGAUGCUGAGAAGAAGCCAGAGGAACCCGAGAUGAUCCCAGAAGCUGAUUUCCGGAUGGGAGGUGAAGAGAAGACCAAGUCCAAGGGUAAAUCAAGGAAAGAGAAGAAACAGGCUGAGAAAGUGAUGAGUGUUGCAAAGGAGAGUUGCCAGGAUGCAUGGACGAGUGUUCCCAAGGAGAGUCCUGAGUAUUCGUGGACAGAAGUGAAGAGGGAACCAGAGAGGGAGAGUCCGGUCGACCAUGUCAAGGUCAUCUCGAAUAAAAAUCUUAGCAACGUGGAAAAAUUAGCUCAUAUGAAUAAUUUCAGCCUCUUGGAAGAGGUUGAAGAUAUUCCAGAGGAAGAACCUCCAAAAUCACAAUCAAAAGGUACCAAGAAAAACAAUAAAGUGCCUGAUUUCAAUUCGGAUGAUUUCCCAGCCCUAGGUGGUGGAUCAAGGCGUCCGAAUAGUUGGAUGGAGAAACCUCGGGACUACAGUUCAGUCAAGUCUCAAAAGAAUGUAAAGGAGACAAGCCCGUUUAGCGUGACGAUGCCGGACUCAAAUGUUCCCUCUGGCAGGAUGCCUGGGCUGCAAAUCAACGACUUCCCAUCACUGGAAAAUAUUGCAAAGUAUCCAUCCAUGCCUUCACCAGCUACACCACCUGGGCUGCCUGUCUCUAGAAGUUUUGCUGCCGAAGAUAGUAAACCAUUCAAACCUCCGCCUGGGUUUGUCAGUGGCGGCAGCCUGUCUGCUAUCGCCAGUAGUCUCGGAGGGGCACCAGUACCUAAAGCUCCAGCACCUCCUAAGCCGCUAAAAAUGACAUACCAGUAUGCUCAACCUCCUGAUUUCCAGGAGAGAAAUCGUAAGCUGAUCUUCGAGUUUCACAACUUGCUUAGUUCACCGCAGGAAUUUGACGAAUUCAAGUUUCUCUCUGGGCAGUUCCGUCAAGGCCUCACUAGUGCGCAGCAGUACUAUACUGACUGUGUCUCACUGAUGGGGGCAGACCGAUUCAUGGUCGUCUUUCCAGAGCUACUGGUCCUGUUGCCCGAUAUUGACAAACAGAAGGAACUUAAUGAUGCUUUUAAGUCAUGUAAGAAGAACAGUUUCAUGAAGAAACAAGAGCUGCAUGUCCAGACAUGCUCGACGUGUCGACAGGUGCUCACCCAGAAAGACUUUGACUACCAUAUCUGUAUCCCAGAUUUACCGAAAGAUUUUCCUACGCUUUAAGUCAAUCGCUAUUAUGGUUUGUAAAGUCUGUCUAUCAAAGUGAGGUUGCGUGUGCAAUCUCAUGGUAACAACCUACAAACACCUUGCUGACCAAGGCCAGGGGAAUAUUCCAUCCAUCUCUGGUGCAUCAAGUGCAAAUAAACAAACACGUUAGAGAGGUUCUGAAAUUAGAGACGUUUAGCCUAAUAUAUCACAAUGCUAAGCAUUUUAUAGUACUGAAGUGAAAUUUUAGAAUGUGCAUAAGUUUGAUUUGUUGAUUAUGCGUUAAUCUGUGUAUUUAGAAAGAAACCUGUUGGAAUAUAGUUAAAAGGAUUUUAGUGUAAAGGAAACAUAUUUGCUUGCUUCGGACUGUGACUGUGACAAUAUCGAUGAAUGGGUGUUUGUAACUGAGCAUAAUGGGUGGACAGAGUUACAAUUUGAAAUCAUAAUAACUUGUGGUUGAUAUGUUAAAGUCUUGGUAAUGGUAUUUUGUUUCACCCACCCAUAAUUGACUGUUUAGAUAUGACAUUGAAGAUAUGUCUCCAUUAAUUUUAAUAAAAGGAUAAGAUGA
Messenger RNA from Lineus longissimus, 4633 nucleotides. RefSeq names its product E3 ubiquitin-protein ligase ZNF598-like. The record is from RefSeq and is a predicted model, not a curated record. Lineage: Eukaryota; Metazoa; Nemertea; Pilidiophora; Heteronemertea; Lineidae. Gene Ontology annotation, biological process: protein ubiquitination; rescue of stalled cytosolic ribosome. Gene Ontology annotation, molecular function: ubiquitin protein ligase activity; ribosome binding. The transcript has 6 exons. The coding region runs from base 526 to 4083 and encodes 1185 amino acids.